CACUCAGGACAAAGCGCAUCCGUUUCCAAUAAUUUCUUUUUGCUUUUACCAAACUUACAUUAGUACAAAAAUUUAAUUUCAAUCAUGAAGGUGUUUGUCGCUGUUCUAGUCCUGUCCGUUGCCCUAGUGCACGCAGCUCCUCAAGGUCGAACUGCGGAUUUCGACGCCACAAUUGUAUCUCAAACUUCCGACAUCCAGCCGGAUGGCAGCUUCCAGUAUGCUUUUGAAACCGGAAACGGCAUCAAGGUAGAAGACCAGGGCACCAUCAAGGAGGUUCGAGUUCCCAAGACGGAUGAAACUGGACGCACCAUUGGCGAAGAUGUCGUUCCCGUGGCCGUUCAAACCGGAUCGUUCCAGUACACCGCCCCCGAUGGACAAAUCUAUACCCUGAGGUACAUUGCCGAUGAAAAUGGAUUCCAACCGCAGGCAGAUCACCUUCCAGCAGCUCCCACUGCCUAGGGCUAGUCCAAUGCUGGUGCCAUGUUUCGUAAGAUGAAACCGCAACGUAUGAGUACAAUUCCAC
This is a messenger RNA of Uranotaenia lowii, 523 nucleotides long. Its product is annotated as endocuticle structural glycoprotein SgAbd-3-like. The record is from RefSeq and is a predicted model, not a curated record. The coding region runs from base 85 to 459 and encodes 124 amino acids. Gene Ontology annotation, molecular function: structural constituent of chitin-based larval cuticle. Gene Ontology annotation, cellular component: chitin-based extracellular matrix. Lineage: Eukaryota; Metazoa; Arthropoda; Insecta; Diptera; Culicidae. The transcript is spliced from 3 exons.